Molecule: messenger RNA, 4653 nt
Organism: Bacidia gigantensis
Lineage: Eukaryota; Fungi; Ascomycota; Lecanoromycetes; Lecanorales; Ramalinaceae
Exons: 7
Coding region: 1-4653 (1550 amino acids)
Biological process (GO): protein phosphorylation
Molecular function (GO): ATP binding; protein serine/threonine kinase activity
Source: RefSeq, a predicted model, not a curated record
AUGGCCGCGUACCGAAAGCUCCCGAGCGCCAAAGAGAAAGGCCCCGCUCACACCCCCUCAGUCCUCACCCACAGUGCCUUCAACGGCGCUUUCACCCAGCUUCAGCCCGAUCUCAUGAUGGCCGUGCAGCAUGAGGGCAUCAAUCCGAAUUUUCUGAAGACAGCAUUGCAGCAAGCACGUUCAGAUGCAGACAGCCCUGAUCGUGUUUUAAGCGGCUGCCCGUCUGGAGUUUGCACUCCAAAGCCUGAUCCUCAAGACAAACGCUGGCCGCCGCUGAGGAGCUAUUUCGGACAGGUUGGUGCCCAAUCUCUCAGUCAUCGCCGCAAUCCAGAACUCUCUCUACGUUUUGUUCAUAUGCCUGGAAAAAUACUUGUCAAUGACUCCGGAAGGCUUGAAUAUUGGGGACUCCCUACGGCUCCUGCCUCUCCAGAUGGAGAGGCGCUUCUCUCGUCUAGAAAAUGUCCGGUAUCGCCCAUUCCCCCGAUACCCCACAAUACCUUGCCAACUCCUCGUCACUCAUCAUCUUCCUCAGCGAUGCGCCAUGGGAAAGACGCCUGUGGCAAUGGUCAUGCGCAUAACCCGAAAGAAAAAGAAGGUCAGCCGAAGGCUCGUACAGCAUCCUACGCCCGCGUCGUGUCUGGUAAUAUCAUACUACCACCUCAUACCAGGAGGAAUUCUUCAUACCCGAACCCUCCGCCAGAGGUUACCGUGAACCCUUUAAUUCUAGCGUCUCACCUGUCGAACCCAACCAAUCGCCAACUUUCUACUGCGUCAUCGUCACCGACGGAACGAGAAUCUUCCCUUUCUGCAUUUUCUGCUUUGAGUUCCAACCUUGGGUCAAUGAAGCUAACUGAUGGCGCGGCCUCGCCGCCUUCAAAGAACACCCCUCCCUUGACACCGAGAGCGCUCUCAAAUGAUGGCUCUGAAGCCAAUAAGACCCAGUCAUCUCCCCUAGGUCAAAAUGAUGAUCGGGAUGCGCAAAGUCAACCGAGAGACGCUACAGCCACUCGAUCAGCGCCACCAAUCGGCCCUCCGAAAGGCAAGCUCUAUGUCAGUAUUGCAUCAGCUCGGGGCCUACGGCCUAGCUAUUCUCCCUAUGCGGUGUGCUCUUUCGAGUGGAUCGAAUCCAUCGCUCAUGAGCCAAAACAAAAUGGAACAGAGCCAGAUUUUGCAGCUACGAGUAAGGAGAGGGAUGGUGGAGUACCCGUGAGGCGAACGGGUAGUGACAUGGGUCGAUCUAUAGCAAUACCAAUGAAGAGCCGACAAAGCAGUACAACAAGCUUGUCAGAUCAGAAGACUUUCAAGAAUGGCAAGCAAGUGACAGAGCCAACUUGGAACCAUGAAGCAGUAUUCGAUGUCUCUGGGAAACACUCGGACGUUGAAAUUUCCGUUUACAGUGCGAGCCAGGACGUCUUUCUUGGCCAGACAAAGAUUACACCAAACGUGUUUCACGAAAAUACGAAAGUUGAGGGGUGGUACAAAUUGGAACCGAGAGAUCCAGAGACUGAUCAAGUCUCUGGCGAGAUAAAUCUUCGCUUUUCUUUCCAGGAAACUUCUAGAAAGCAGUAUGGUCCAGCAGAUUUUCCUGUACUUAGACUUAUUGGCAAAGGAACCUUUGGUCAAGUGUACCAAGUCUACAAAAGGGAUACUCGGCAGGUCUACGCCAUGAAGAAAUUAUCAAAGAAGGUCAUCGUUCAGAAGAAAGAAGUUGCGCACACCAUUGGCGAGAGAAAUAUCCUUGUACGGACUGCUUCCGCAGACUCGCCUUUCAUCGUUGGACUGAAAUACUCAUUUCAAACUCCGGAAAACCUCUACCUUGUGACUGGCUUUAUGUCUGGAGGAGAGCUGUUUUAUCAUUUGCAAAAAGAAGGUCGCUUUCCCGAAUCGCGAGCAAAGUUCUACAUUGCAGAGCUCAUUCUUGCUCUCGAGCAUUUGCACAAAUUCAAUAUUGUUUACCGAGAUCUGAAGCCGGAGAACAUCCUCCUUGACGCCGUUGGCCAUAUAGCGCUUUGCGAUUUUGGCUUGUCAAAAGCCAAUCUUGCUAAGGAUGAGACAACCAACACCUUUUGUGGGACCACCGAGUAUCUUGCACCAGAAGUGCUUCUAGAUGAACAAGGGUAUACCACUAUGGUAGACUUCUGGUCGCUUGGCGUACUCGUUUUUGAGAUGUGUUGUGGCUGGAGCCCUUUCUAUGCCGAUGAAACACAACAAAUGUAUAAGAACAUUGCCUUUGGGAAGGUUCGCUUCCCCAAAGAUACAUUGAGUAGCGAAGGGAGAAAUUUCGUGAAAGGCCUACUCAACCGCAAUCCUAAACACCGCCUGGGCGCGCAAAGAGAUGCCGAUGAGCUGAAGGAACAUACAUUCUUUGCCGAUACCGACUGGGAAUCCGUGGCCAAUAAGCAAGUAGUACCCCCUUUCAAGCCGAAAUUGAAGAACAUCCUAGACGUUUCGAAUUUCGAUCCCGAAUUUACAAAUGCCUUGGCAGAUACCCAGUCAUUGAACGACAGCGCAGUGCAAAGGGCUGGCGGGCCACUGCCAGCCUCAACGCCCCUCUCCCCUGGGAUGCAGGCAAACUUCAAAGGCUUCACCUUUGUCGACGAGAGCACCAUGGACGAGCAAUUCCAAAGCUCUCAUCUUGAUCGUAUGGAGGAGGAUGCUGACGAGGAUGACGAUUGGGAGAAAAUCCCGACGAGUAGACGAGGCGAUCGCAUGAGUGGCAUCAUCAAAACCUCUUCAAAUGACGAUCAUAUCUUCAACAACUCGCACUUCGAUUUACCAACAAGCAAUGGCGAGGGACAUGAUCCCGCGUUCGUUGCCUUCAAGGCGCAGAGGAUACAGGCCGUCUCUGCCACCAGCUCCAUAUCCACAACGCUGGGUACUUACAACCCCAAAUCCGCGAUAUCUUGGAGCUCCACCGCAUCACCCUACGGCAACAUUAGACCAGGUUUCGACCCAAUCGCAGCAUCAUACCCACGACGGCCAGUCAACAUAUCCCAACCCCCAACGUUUUACUCUGUCCUCACCUCGCGCUCGAAAGAGCUGCCCAAGGAACCUUUCAAGCGGUUGCCGCCUGUGCUUUACAACUGCAUCCUGCGUCAAUUGAAAAUGAUUCACACAGCACCGUCCUCCAACAGCUGCUAUUCAUGCUACGUACGGGAUCUGUGCUCCCUUUCGCUCACUAGUAGAGCUUGGGAUAGGGAGGUGGUCAAACACCUGUACAGCGAGAUAUCAAUCGUAGAGCAUGGCGUCAAACAACGAGUCAAGAGGCUCAAGAUAAGGUUGAAGCAAUUAAGACGGACGCUGCGAGCGCGUGCUUCUCUUUCACAUUACGUGCGAGAGCUCCACAUCACUCUCUCGCAAACCGUCAUUAGCUUUGCAUCGACUGCCUUAACUGAUCUGAUUGCGUCUGUAGUCAUGACAUGCCCGAACCUCGAGAGCUUUGGGGGCUAUCAUCAAUUGUAUAGUCAUGAGUUUGAUAGACUGACUCAUGCCCUCUCUACGCGAAAGAGGCUCAGGGCUCACCUGUGGCUUAUUGGUGAAAAUAACGCAGUGGCUCAACGAGCCCUUCGCCAAUUAGCUCCUGGCUUGAUGGAUGCUGAGCAGAAGUUUUCUUUCGCCUCGUUCCACAACGGCUGGCCACUCUUGACCACUCUCUUACUCCAUGCGCCGGGCCAUGGAAUACUUGAAAGAGACUUAUUCGUCAACACGAAAACAAGCGACCCAAGAAAAUUGCACGGACCUGGAAUACUCCAUCGACUUCCUUCGUUACAGCAUCUUUGCGUUUCUAGCUUUGAUGUGGACGAUUUCGACGAUCAAACCCUACAACAUCUUCCUCCUUUGCGUAGUCUUCGUCUGCAAGAUCUUGAAGGCGUCACCUUCUGGGGUCUUUCCGAGUUUUCGAGGACUCGCAAUGCCUUCGGGCUGCGAAGGCUAGCCAUUGUGAAUGUGGAUGUUCUAUAUAUGUCAGCCAUCUCGAACCUUCUGCUACGACUUAAGAAUCUCAAGAAAUUCACCCUUGUCCAGGAUUCUUCUCCGGAAAUACCUCAAGAGGAAGUGGUGAUUCAACCUAUCAUUGCUUCUCCACAGCUUCAAUAUCUGCACUGGGAUAUCUUACUGCCCGGCUCCGCGAACGCAAAUUUGGCGGAUUCAAUUCGCGCCGGGGCGUUUCCGCGUUUGGAAAUCGUUAGAGUACCUUCAGAUCACGGGGGCUUGAUACAAAGCCUGUGCAAGCCUCGUUCUCAAAUCCUGCUCCCGGGUGACUGGUCCUCAGCAGUCGCAGCUAUGGGCGCACCGUCAUGUUCUGGGUUGAGAGCUGCCCGACGAGCCGCGCAGCAGCGACUAGAGAAGGCAUGGAAUACGAUACAGUAUAAAGUAAUCGUUGAAGAAGGCAGCGUAAUCAAGGAAGUGUACGAUAUCAGUGGCUUCAUGGGAAUGGUUGGGAGUAAGAUUGAAUACUCCCUGGACCCGGAUCUUGCGGGAAGUGACCACCCACUGAUCGACUUCGAAGACUUGACCGCUAGUACUUCUAGCAUCGUAGCUGAAGCAGAGCGUUGCACAGGGUCAUGGAAUGCAAGACACCCAGCGGGUACGAAAUGGUGGGCUCACGAAGAAAAACCGAGGCAGGUCCCGGUUGAUCUAAUGCAAUUUUUCUAA